GGAGAGCGCGCAGGAGCUGUGGGCGUACUACGAGGGCCUGCCGCUGACCGCGCGGCCCGACGUCUUCAUCGGCUUCUGGUGCGCGCUGGAGCUGCUGCGCGCCAGCGGGACGUUCUCUCGCAAGGAGCACCCCUUGCUCGGCAGGGUGAUCGACGCAUACACGGCGGCGCUCGGCGCGGCCUGCUUCGUGCCCCGGCGCUUCUUCUUCCACCUGCACCGACUGCUGUGGAGCUCCGAGUACCGCGCCGCCGUGCGCGAGGCUGGCGAGCCGGCCCCGCUGCUGCUUUCGCGCGAGGCGCUGGCCUACCUCGAGCGCCUUGUGGGCAGCGCCUCCCGGGGCGCCGCGCCCCCGGGCGGCCAGGGCGGCGCCAGCGCGCUGGCGCGGGCGGUGCCCGCGCUCGUGGCCGCCUCGCUGGGCGCCGGAGGGGCGGCCGUGCUGGCGUGGGGCGUGGAGGGCACGCGGCAGCGGCUGCGGCGAGCCCGCGGGGCGGUGGCCGAGCGGUGGGCGCGGGCGCGGCCCGGAGGCGCCCGGGACCUGCCGCUGGCGCCGCUGCAGGGCUCCCCGGGCCGGCCCCCCGCGUGACGCCGCCGUGCGGCCGGGCAUCGGUGGCCGUCAGCCGGGCCCGUCCUUCUACAGGAGGUGUUUUUUCCCACGGGGGGGCGGGGCUCGGGUCGGGUUGGUGGCCGGCCCUCUGCCGGUGCCGCGCCGCACGCACAGCGCGACCGCGCCCGCCGGGCAGGGGCGACAGAUACAUAGCGCGCGCAGGCCUCCCCGCCGGCCGCCGGCCGCCCCCGCUCGCCCCCGCGGAGGGCGGGGCCGGCUCCCUGCCACCGGGAGAAGCCUUGGCAUCGCUCGGACGUGUGCGUUUUUUUUUUUUUCUCACUGGUCUUCGAACUUCCACUCUUGUCCAGCUCCCCUGUAGAUUACUGGGGGGUGGCAGCGACGCCGUGAGAGGGGAGCCUCGAG
Prorocentrum cordatum is the source of this 967-nucleotide messenger RNA. The record is from the annotation of a GenBank genome assembly. NCBI's taxonomy places the organism in Eukaryota, Dinophyceae, Prorocentrales, Prorocentraceae.